Molecule: messenger RNA, 642 nt
Organism: Colletotrichum tamarilloi
Lineage: Eukaryota; Fungi; Ascomycota; Sordariomycetes; Glomerellales; Glomerellaceae
Exons: 1
Coding region: 1-642 (213 amino acids)
Source: RefSeq, a predicted model, not a curated record
AUGGAGGCAGGCACGUUCGGGAGAUGCCCAAGGCCUGCGAGGACCUUCCCAGUAGCGAGCACGACAAGCGCAGCAAAACUUGAGCUGUCACCGUCUGACCAGAAGCGCACCGUCUCCACGCUAGCCCAACCACCCACCCCUCCCUCCUCCAACUCUCUCCCAACCCAAACCGUUUUCUCUCAUCGAGUGCUUGCUCAUGGCACUCGAUCAAUUCGAUGCCCAACCUCUCAUCCGUCAUCAGUCCACGGAUACACAAGCAGCCCAUGGAACGAAAGGGAAGAAAAACCAAGGAAUGAAGCCCAACGGCGAUACAACGAUGAUGGCGACCGAGUAGUACAGAUGACCAACUACCCAAACGUAUUUCGUGGCCUGGUCUGGCCUCGCCAUGAUAUCAGACGUACCUGGCCACAGCCAAAGAAACGUCGCCAGCAAAGUCAUGGGUGCGCCGUACCCCGGGUCGAUAUGCCAUACGAGGCUAGCCAACUUUUGCCCGUGUCCAUCAGCUAUUAUUCGAGCUUUCCGCCGGGAACGUGCAAAGACAAUGGCAGGCCACUGGCAGGCCACAGGCCACACAGGCCGCAGGCCGCAGAACAGACGGCGCCACAUGGUCGUGAUCAUCUUGCGAACCCCCAAAGGGACUAG